UAUGGGGCGGCGCUGAGCGGCGGCGCGGCGGGAGGGCGCCGGGGGCAGCAUGAAGUCCCUGCUCUUCAGCCGCUUCCUCCUGCUGCUGCCCUGGGUGCUCAUCGUCAUCAUCGUGCUGGACAUCGACAGCAGCCGGGCGCCGCUGCCCGCGCCGUCCCCCCGCGGCGGGGCCGAGGGCGGUAGCGGCGGGGCGCGGCCGCCCGCCCCGCGGCGGCGGCCCGAGGCAGCGCUGCCCACCAUCUAUGCCAUCACGCCCACCUACAGCCGCCCGGUGCAGAAGGCCGAGCUCACCCGCCUGGCCAACACCUUCCGGCAGGUGUCGCGGCUCCACUGGAUCCUGGUGGAGGACGCGGCGGCGCGCAGCGAGCUGGUGACCCGCUUCGUGGCGGGCGCCGGGCUGCCCUGCACGCACCUGCACGUCCCCACGCCGCGCCGCUACAAGCGCCCGGGGCUGCCCCGCGCCACCGAGCAGCGCAACGCCGGCCUGGCCUGGCUGCGGCAGCGGCACCAGCACCUGCCGCCCCCGCAGCCCGGGGUGCUCUUCUUCGCCGACGACGACAACACCUACAGCCUGGAGCUGUUCCAGGAGAUGCGGACGACGCGCAAGGUGUCGGUGUGGCCCGUGGGCCUGGUGGGAGGCCGGCGGUACGAGCGCCCGGUCGUGGAGAACGGCAAAGUCGUCGGCUGGUACACGGGCUGGAGAGCUGACAGGCCCUUUGCUAUUGACAUGGCAGGAUUUGCUGUGAGUCUUCAAGUGAUCCUGUCACAUCCCAAAGCCGUAUUCAAGCGUCGUGGUUCUCAACCAGGAAUGCAAGAAUCGGAUUUUCUGAAACAGAUAACAACAGUGGAGGAACUGGAGCCUAAAGCAAACAACUGCACAAAGGUUCUUGUAUGGCACACCCGAACAGAGAAAGUGAAUCUAGCUAACGAGCCAAAGUACCACCUGGACACAGUCAAUAUUGAGGUAUGACGUGGGGGGACAGUCCCACGGCAAGAGCAGGACAACGGACGCACCAGCGCGUGAUCCAGUUCAGACAGCUAAAAUCAUCCGCUUCUGCCUGAGACCUGACGGACUGCUGUGGAAACAAAAUGAAGCUUUCAGAGACUCUAAUAAGCAAAUCAAGUGGGUGUGCUUUGUUCUAACUUGUCUGCAUGCAUUUCUGAACUCUCAGCUUAAUAAACUGACACUUACCUUUGUUUUAACGCUGUUUCCACAUACAGAAACAUGGCUGCAAUGGAGUAUUUUCAAAAUCAUUAUUUAUGUAUAUACUUUUUGUAUUUAUCCAGCUUAAUGGUGUAAUUAUAAACUGAUUUUAACUCACAAA
Messenger RNA from Hirundo rustica (Barn swallow), 1325 nucleotides. RefSeq names its product beta-1,3-glucuronyltransferase 2 (gene B3GAT2). Gene Ontology annotation, biological process: chondroitin sulfate proteoglycan biosynthetic process; carbohydrate metabolic process. Gene Ontology annotation, molecular function: galactosylgalactosylxylosylprotein 3-beta-glucuronosyltransferase activity. The transcript has 4 exons. The record is from RefSeq and is a predicted model, not a curated record. Gene Ontology annotation, cellular component: Golgi membrane. NCBI's taxonomy places the organism in Eukaryota, Metazoa, Chordata, Aves, Passeriformes, Hirundinidae. Bases 50 to 970 code for a protein of 306 amino acids.